Messenger RNA from Suhomyces tanzawaensis NRRL Y-17324, 1569 nucleotides. RefSeq names its product Hnm4p (gene HNM4). Bases 1 to 1569 code for a protein of 522 amino acids. Gene Ontology annotation, cellular component: membrane. Gene Ontology annotation, biological process: transmembrane transport. The record is from RefSeq and is a predicted model, not a curated record. The transcript has a single exon. Gene Ontology annotation, molecular function: transmembrane transporter activity. NCBI's taxonomy places the organism in Eukaryota, Fungi, Ascomycota, Pichiomycetes, Serinales, Debaryomycetaceae.
AUGUCGCAGAAGCUUCGUGCUGAAGUUAGUCAGACCCAAAUAUCUAUCGACUCAAAAGAGCCAGCUCUUAAGAAGAACUUCUCGCUAUGGGCCACUGCAGCCAUGCAGUUCUCAUUGAUCUGCUCGCCAAUGGCCAUCGGCACGUUUUUGACCAUUGUCAUCGGUAUAGGAGGCUCACCCGUGUUGCUCUACGGGUUCAUCUUGGCUGUGACCUUCGACUUGAUCAUCUGCUUCUCGUUGGCCGAGUUGGCCUCGGCAUACCCCCAUUCCUCUGCUCAGGUCCACUGGACCUACGUUUUGGCGCCUGAUCGCUACAAAAAGUUGUUGAGUUUCAUGAACGGAGUUUUGUCUUGUGCUGGGUGGAUUUUUGCUUGCUUUUCCGCCACCUUGAUCGGUUCUAUGUUGAUCAUAGCAUUGGCCCAGGUGCACAACCCUGACUACGCUCCCACCAACUGGCACCAGUACCUUAUUUAUGCCGGCAUCUUGAUUUUUGGGUACAUGGUGAAUGUGUUCUCGGUCGAGUCGCUUCCCUACAUCACCAAGUUUUUGGUGUGUGUUAUCAACGGAGGCACGUUGUUCAUUCUCGUCUCCUUGCUUGUCAAGGCCCACCCCAAGAGAUCAGCCGCAUUUGUGUUCAAGGACAUUGUCAACCAAACCGGCUGGGAGUCCAACGGAGUCGUCUUUUUCUUGGGUUUGCUUCCAAGUAUUGCUUGCAUCUGCUUGUACGACGGUGCUGCUCAUAUGACCGAUGAAAUGGAACAUCCACAAUCGCAAAUUCCUUUGGUGAUGGUCAUCUCCAAUUCUGCCUCCGCUAUUCUCACCUUGCUUGCCAUCAUCGUCUACAUGUUCUGCAUUACCAACGUCGAAAACUUGAACACUCCCUUCGGUGGCCAGCCAAUUGUCCAGUUGAUGUACGACUCUUUCAACUCGAAGGCCUUGACAACCAUCGGUACUUUAUGCUUGAUCAUUGCCUUUGUCGGUUCGUGUUUCUUUUACUACUGUUCCACCUCCAGAUUAGUGUGGGCCUUCAGCAGAUCCCAUGGUUUACCAUCCAUUUUCGGAAAGGUUUCAGGAAGACUCAACAGUCCUGUCAAUGCCUUGACUUUUGUCUUGGUGGUGUGUUUGAUUCUUGGGUGUCUUCUCUUUGGAUCUGCCACUGCUCUUAAUGCUGUCUUGGGUACUUCCAUGGUCUGUAGUAACUUGUCCUACUUGGUGCCUAUUGCAUGUUUGUUAUGGAGAUCCAAAUUCGCAGUCUCGCCUCACCAGAGAUACAGGUUGGAUACUGACGACCAAUUGUGCAUCAACACGGAGACUGGGUUACCCUUCUUCCAUUUGGGAAGAUUUGGGGUGUUUAUGAACAUUUGUGCGUGCUUUUGGGUGUGUUUUAUCAUGGUCUGGUUGAACUUCCCUAUAGCAUACCCUGUCACCUCGGAUAACAUGAACUACGCCUGUGCUGUCUUGGGAUGUACAUUGAUUGUUGGUGUGGGUUUGUGGUUUGGUUAUGCCAAGAAGAGAAUUAGGGCGGCCGAGGAGAAGGCCAUUCUUGAAGGUGUUACCAGCAAUUUAUAG